Theileria parva strain Muguga is the source of this 438-nucleotide messenger RNA. RefSeq names its product Rieske domain-containing protein (gene RFESD). Bases 1 to 438 code for a protein of 145 amino acids. Gene Ontology annotation, molecular function: 2 iron, 2 sulfur cluster binding. Lineage: Eukaryota; Apicomplexa; Aconoidasida; Piroplasmida; Theileriidae. The transcript is spliced from 4 exons. The record is from RefSeq and is a predicted model, not a curated record.
AUGGAAUCUUUUACUGAAAUUGGUCAUCUCAAACAUUUUUUAGAACAGCCCAGGAGAAUCGCAAUAAAUAACCGAAAACUUGUGAUAUAUAAUUAUAAGGAAAAGUUAUAUUGUACGGAUGCGAAUUGUUAUCAUUCUGCGGGAAGACUGGAAUACUUUAGUGAGGAUAUAGAGGAGAUUCUAGGCCAGCCUUGUAUUCGGUGUCCACAGCAUAAAUAUGUCAUCUCAAUAUCCACUGGAGAAUCAUUUUACCGCCCAGUAGAAGUGAUUCAAGUGGAAGAAAAUGGUAGACUAAGGAGGAAAGUGCUGUUACUAGACUGGAAAUCCAAGGGAAAAUGCCAGAGAACACACGAAGUCAAGGUUGAAAAUGAUAAAGUCUACGUUAAGCUAGAUGAAUCAACUGACGAAUUACCCUCUGAUAAAUAUGCAUUUCUCUAA